This is a messenger RNA of Cloeon dipterum, 555 nucleotides long. It is a transcript of the gene Srp14, whose product is annotated as signal recognition particle 14. Gene Ontology annotation, cellular component: signal recognition particle, endoplasmic reticulum targeting. The coding region runs from base 68 to 394 and encodes 108 amino acids. Gene Ontology annotation, molecular function: endoplasmic reticulum signal sequence receptor activity; 7S RNA binding. The transcript is spliced from 4 exons. Gene Ontology annotation, biological process: SRP-dependent cotranslational protein targeting to membrane. NCBI's taxonomy places the organism in Eukaryota, Metazoa, Arthropoda, Insecta, Ephemeroptera, Baetidae. The record is from RefSeq and is a predicted model, not a curated record.
UGAAGUGCUUGACAAAGACACGACAUCGAAUUCAGCAGCUGCUCGUGCCAAAACAAAAACCAAAAUCAUGGUUUUACUCGAACACGAGAAGUUUUUUGCCGAGCUGACAAGACUAUUCUACAGUGCCAGGGAAAAGGGUACCGUCAGAAUGACCGUCAAGAGAUACGAUGGCAGGACGAAACCUGAGCCCAGAGAAGGCAAGGAACCUUUACCUACGCCAGUAGAGAACAUGUGCCUCAUCAGAGCUACCUGUAGGAGCAAGAAAAUUAGCACUAUUGUUCAUGGGCAGGAUGUGAAAAAGUUUCAUCAGAAGUAUGCGUCGCUUAUGAGGAGCAGCAUGGAUGCUUUGAAGAAACAACGCAAGCCGAAGACCAAAUCAAAAGCUGCGCACUGAUGGCGCGUCGCAAGUGCAAACAAAGACUCUGAGCAAACGGAAUAUUGCUAUCCCCUCUUUUUUGUUUGAUAACAUCCGUUUUCUGCCCUUGGGCAACAUUCCCGACGAGCGAUUGUUGAUUAUUGAAAUUAUAAUAAUAAAAUAUGCAAUGGUGAGGAAAA